Molecule: messenger RNA, 1295 nt
Organism: Metopolophium dirhodum (rose-grain aphid)
Lineage: Eukaryota; Metazoa; Arthropoda; Insecta; Hemiptera; Aphididae
Product: polyprenol reductase
Exons: 1
Coding region: 163-1083 (306 amino acids)
Biological process (GO): dolichol-linked oligosaccharide biosynthetic process; polyprenol catabolic process
Cellular component (GO): endoplasmic reticulum
Molecular function (GO): 3-oxo-5-alpha-steroid 4-dehydrogenase activity
Source: RefSeq, a predicted model, not a curated record
AUUUUAUCAAAUUUUCCCACUUCUAUACAUUUUUAAAAAAUAACUGUAAAUCGUAAAUGAAAACAUCAGCUAACUGUAAACGUAAUUAUGGAGAGUUUCUCUUUUCUCUUCUGAAUACUAACCUACCUAUUUCAUUCAGAAUACAUGUUUUAAUCGAUCAACAUGGACGUUUCUUUUUUAAAGAUUAUUUUUGCCUUUAUGGCAUUUUCAAUCGUCAUUUUAAGUGUUCUAAUUAAUUUAAUUGAAUCUAAAUUGCCGGUGUCUAUAGUGCAAACAUUCAGGUAUGGUAAAUUUUCAAGUGAAAAGAAACAUUUCUUGGUCAACUACUUGGAAGUACCGAAAAAUUGGUUCAAACAUUUUUACGUAUUUGCUGCUAUGUGGUCGACACUUGGAUUUGUAUUAGUAAUACUAGCUUUCGUUUUCAAAGUGCCUGUUCCUGAAUUCAUAACACAUUUUCUGGACAUGGUAGCACUAAAGAAUCGACGGACGUCAUACAAUGCAACUGCUACUACUGUUGCCAUGUUAUGUAUGCUAAUCCAGUGCUGGAAGCGUUUUUAUGAAACCCAUUAUUUAAGUAUUUUUUCAAAUUCGAAAAUUAAUAUUUCUCAUUACGCUAUUGGAUAUAUACACUACUUUGGUUGUAUAGCUGCCAUUUUAGCUGAAGCGCCUUCGCCUUUCACCUCACUUUCUGUUGAUCAUCAGUCCUACUUCUUAAUUAAUGAUAUAAACAUUAGACUGAUCAUUGGAAUUAUUAUCUUUCUGUGGGCUUUCCAACAACAGUAUUUGGCAAAUGUAAAUUUGGUUAAUUUAAGAACAGAUAAAGAAGGAAAAGUUAUAACAUAUGAACACAAAAUUCCAACUGGUGGUUUAUUUGACAAAAUAUCUUGCCCUCAUUUGUUUUGCGAAAUGCUUAUGUAUAUGGCCAUAUACAUUAUGCUUUGGGGAAGUCAGAUUUGGCCUUACAUUUUUUUUUGGGUAUUGAGUAAUCAGUGUGAGUCUGCAAUGCUUAAUCAUUGGUGGUAUCAAUCAAAAUUCAAAAUGUAUCCUAAAGAAAGAUAUGCGUUCAUUCCAUACAUAUUAUAAUUGAAAUGGUAGAACCAGCUACUAUUAUUGUUUCAAAUGGAAUACCCUAGAGGUUUAAGAAUUUAUACUUUUGUUAAUUAUUAUUUGAAUUAUUUUAGUUAGUAGUACUUAGUAAUUUGUUAUAAUCAACCAUUUAUAUUAAUAUAACAAGAAAUUCAUGUUUACAUUGAUUCAAUCAUUGAUAUAUUUUUUAAUAAAAAAUGUCAACUUUA